This is a messenger RNA of Alternaria burnsii, 1596 nucleotides long. RefSeq lists its product as uncharacterized. Gene Ontology annotation, molecular function: transmembrane transporter activity. The coding region runs from base 1 to 1596 and encodes 531 amino acids. The record is from RefSeq and is a predicted model, not a curated record. Gene Ontology annotation, biological process: transmembrane transport. The transcript has 5 exons. Lineage: Eukaryota; Fungi; Ascomycota; Dothideomycetes; Pleosporales; Pleosporaceae.
AUGAACGACACGAAUUCUCCCAGGGAGGAAGAUGAAAACUUCUGGGCGCCUGGUACCAUACGGCUCGAGGACAUGACAACACCGGCAUCAGAUGUCAUCCUCCACCCUGUGCCUAGCUCUGAUCCAGAUGAUCCGCUGAAUUGGAGUCGACUGCGAAAAGCCAUCAAUUUUGGUCUAGUCGGUUUUUUCGUGCUUUGGACCUUCGUACAGCUGCAAACAGGCUCAACAUCCUGGGGAUCUCUCAUGCGCGAACUGCACUUCUCCGUGGAUCAGUUGAACAACGGAGCUGCUAUGAGUUGUGCUGGACUUGCAGUCGGCUGUAUGAUCUUCAUGCCGUUUGUACACAAGUUCGGGCGACGGCCACUUUAUCUGAUCAGCUCAGCGCUGCAAUUGAGUUCAGUAAUUUGGCAGGCCAAGACUAGGACAUACGGUGACUGGAUGGGUAGCAACUUCCUUGCUGGACUUGGGGGUGCCAUCAGUGAGGCUGUUGUCCAGAUCACCAUUGCCGAUCUGUACUUUGUGCACCGACAUGGAACCAUGAACGCGUGGUACCUCGUCUUCACAUCUGUAGGUGCAUCCCUUGGCCCGGUGGCGUCUGGCUUCAUAGUGCAGUCCCAGGGUUGGAGAUGGAUUUGGUGGUGGUGCACAAUCUUCCUGUCGUUGAACCUCGCGCUCGUGUUGCUUUUCUUCGAAGAGUCAAAGUAUGUACCCGUCCUUAACGGCCGCAGUGUACACCAUGGUCCUUCUAGCUCAAGUGGACCAGAAACCUUGCACGCCGAGUCGGAAUCGCAGAAAGUUGCAGACGUCAAAGGGGACACCAAACACAGUAGCAUGGAGCGAGUGCCAUCUCGGAUUGACACAACCUUGCCACGGAAAACAUAUCGCCAGCGCUUGGCCCUCUUUACUUCUUCCAAUCAACCGAUCGGCCACCACUUCUACCAGCCAGUCAUAGUGUUGACCACCUUUCCAGCAGUUGGUUACGCCGCUCUCACGUAUGGCACAGUACUAGCGUGCUUGGCACUGAUGUCUUCGCUGCAGGCAGUGUACCUGCUGCAACCGCCGUACAACUUCGGGCCCUCUGGAGUAGGACUCAUGAACGUUGCUCCUUUUACUGGAUCGUUACUAGGAUUUUUCGCCGGAGGCUAUUUGAACGACAGAUCGAUUAUGUGGUUUGCGAGACGAAAUCGAGGAGUAUACGAACCGGAAAUGCGACUAUGGCUUGCUCUCGCUUCGGCACUGCUGCUUCCGGCUGGGAUUUUGAUGUUCGGAUUGGCGUUGGUGAGAGGCGUGCAUUGGAUGGUGUUAGCCGUGGGAUUCGGCUUGUUCGGCUUCACCUUCGUUCUGGCCAGCGGCAUCGCUCUGGCGUAUGUGACAGACUGUUAUCAAGAGAUUCUCGGAGACGUUAUGAUAGGCAUCGUCUUUGUCCGUAACUUAUUUGCCGUCGUCAUUCUUUUCGCAGUCACACCCUGGACAAAGGACAUGGGACUGCAAAACGUGUGUAUUAUCACAGCAGCCUUUUGUUUUGCGAUUCUGCUGCUUCCUAUACCCUUGCUAGUGUGGGGCAAGAAAAUUAGGAUUGCGACGGCGAAACGUUGA